GCAUCCGGUAAUCUUUAGUGCGAUUCUGUGGCGGUGUUUCGUCGUUUCGUCGUGGCCAAGUAACUGUGUUGUCGUUAUUGUCGUGUUCGUUGUUACGGACAAUUUUCUUCGCACUGAACUGUCUCACACUGACGGUCGCCGACUUGCUCGCCUACAUCUAGUGCUAGGAGCCACUGCUACCUGUCCCUUUCGUAAACGCCACCGAAGCCGUCUACACGACGCCAUUCGUCUUCGAACGUCCGCUGAUCCGCGCAGAGCAGCGUCGCCGCGAUGAACGCACCGCCGGCAUUCGAGUCGUUCCUGCUGUUCGACGGGGAGAAAAAGGUCACCAUCGAGAAGGACACGAAGGUGCCGAACGCGGCCAUCUUCACGGUCAACAAGGAGGACCACACGCUGGGCAACAUGAUCCGCGCGCAGCUGCUCAAGGACCCCUGCGUGUUGUUCGCCGGCUACAAGGUGCCCCAUCCGCUCGAGCACAAGUUCAUCCUGCGGCUCCAGACCACGCCGGACAACACUCCGCAGGAGGCUUUCACCAACGCCAUCACCGACCUCAUCAGUGAGCUGUCGUUGCUCGAGGAACGCUUUAAGGAGGCCGUGCGCGAGAAGCACGACGGCCUCGAGUAGUGACUCUGGGCUUCAAUCUCGCCGCUCUGAACGUUUACCAAGCAGACGCAUUUUGGGGCAAGAUGGUUGGCUCGUUUCAUAAGAGAGUCGCAG
This is a messenger RNA of Dermacentor andersoni, 717 nucleotides long. RefSeq names its product DNA-directed RNA polymerase II subunit RPB11 (gene Polr2J). Gene Ontology annotation, biological process: transcription by RNA polymerase II. Gene Ontology annotation, molecular function: protein dimerization activity; DNA binding. Gene Ontology annotation, cellular component: RNA polymerase II, core complex. NCBI's taxonomy places the organism in Eukaryota, Metazoa, Arthropoda, Arachnida, Ixodida, Ixodidae. The record is from RefSeq and is a predicted model, not a curated record.